UGUCCUCCUCCUCCAGAUGUUUGUGUUCACUUCCUGCUCAGCUGACUCAGACGGACCGCUAGCAUCCACAAAGACAACCCUGUCUCAUCGUCCGGACCACAUUUGAAAUGAAAGUGACAGAACCGUGAAGCCACCUCGAACCCUGAAACGCCCUGGAUCGAUACCCGAGUCUGUGUCUGUUUGUGUCCCCCAACAACGAGCCUCGGAUCUUGAAGCAAACAGCAGAUAGAGCCCUGUCCUCUGCUUCUCUGUUUACUGGAAAGUUCUCCUCUCCUCUCCUCUCCUGGCCACUGAAAGGCCUUUUUCCAAACGCAGUGCCAGAUAAGGACGCUGCUGAGAAAGCCACAGUGUCCGACCGAACUGGAUUCAAUGAGGGAGCCAGAUCGGGAGGAGCAGCCAGACGACAACAUGCCCCCCAAGUUUAAACGACACCUCAAUGACGAUGAGGUCACGGGAUCCAUUCGCAGCGAGAGGGUGAGACACAGAUGGAGGGGGAGAGGCAGCCCUCAGAUGAUUUACAAAUUGACAGUCAGCAUGCUGAGAGGGCCCACAGGACCCAGAUUUGGACCUCACAAUGACAAAAUGAAGCAGGUGCAGUCGCAGGUUGAUGAGGUGAUUGAUGUGAUGCAGGAGAACAUCUCCAAGGUGAUAGAGAGGGGCGAGCGUCUCGACGACCUGCAGGACAAGUCGGAGAGCCUAUCGGACAACGCCUCUGCCUUCAGUAGUCGAGCCAAACAGCUGCACAGGAGGAUGUGGUGGAGAGACAUGAAGAUGAAGGUGAUCAUUGCCUUGGUAGUUGUUGCCCUCCUGCUCAUUAUCAUCAUUCCAGUGAUCCUGCGAUAUCGCUAGUGUCUGACGAGGGGGAUGGGGGAGAACCCUCCUCUUCCUCUUCUUCCUCUCCCUCUCCUCUGCACACAGUCCCCCACUCCCGCUAGGGGGCGCCAGCCAGCCUCCCACACCCUCCUCAGUGUCAGCCUGUGUACCUUCAAGGAUCUGGCCUCACCUUGCCAUUAGUACGGAUCUUAUCAUCAGUAUUUCCACGUAACACUGCUGUGAGAUCGGUACUAAGACUCGGGUUGAUCCCUUGGUUAGAUACUCUGCUACAGGAACACAGGGGAGUUGAGGAGAUAUUUUAACGCGGUUUGGGAGAAAACACUAACUCUCAGCCCUCUAGUCAAUGUGAAGGAGUGCUCCAUUCCAUGAUACAUAUCACAUGUAGUGCCCUGUCUUUGCCUUGACAACAGGGAAACUCCAGGUCCUGCAUAUUACAUAACAUAGAUAGAUACUGUAAAGGCAGGGAAUCCAUGCCAACAAGCUGGUCUGAAUGUGCUGCAGCAGCCUCUUAUAAUAGGGCUCUAACAUUUAGCGAAUGAACCUCAGAUGUCUAUCCAUGAUUCCUUGUGUGCUGUCUUCUCACCGCCUGACGAUGAGAACGUUUAUGGGGAACAUUUUCAUUUCACUACGUUUACCUUUACACGAGGCGAGGGAACAUCUGAGGUUCAUCUGUGUAGUCAAAGGUGGCUUCUCUUAAUCAUCAAAAAGGCUUUCUGUUAGAAUAAAUGAUUUCACUCAUCAGGUAUGUUUCCUCAUCAGUGCAGAUGAUUGAAAAAGGGACUAGAAAGGAACACCAUCUGUUCAGACAAAAUCCUGCUCUAUAACAUGAUUCUAUUCCUUAAAUUACCGCUUUUCCAUUUCCGUCUGCCUCCUGAUCGCUUGUUAUACUGUACAGCAGGACCACAUCGAACCAAAACAUCCAGGUUAUGAAUGUCUCCUUGCCACCCCAUACCUCUCACCUUCCUCCUGGGAUGUGCUGAGCUCUGGGCUGGUUUGGUCACGGGUAUCCCACUUUCAAGCUAGUGACAUUAAACUGUCUCCGCAGAUGGUUUGGUUUUAAUACAGUUUUCUGUAUUUCUUUUCAAUGUUUUUAAGUUCUUGUUUUUGCUGGUCGCUCAAUGUGAUGCUUGUAUGAAUGCUGGUAUUUCCACUGAAGGGACAGUUUAUCGCUGUAGUGUUACAUUAUGUUUAAGGAGGGGUAAUUUAAGUGAGCUGUGAAACAAAUGUAGGUGUCAUUGUAUGUGGAUUAAUUAAUGGUAUGAUACAUACACAUUUACAUUGUCAUUUUAUUAUUUUUAAUGUAAUUUAUUUUAGCUGUAAAUAUUGAUUCUAUAAUGAUGUAUAAUACUCCGGCAUUGCAUUGGAAGACUGUGAUAUAUUGAUCUGUUUUGCUUUAAAAUGAUAAAUAAAGUGAUUUUAAAGGGCA
This is a messenger RNA of Morone saxatilis (striped sea-bass), 2260 nucleotides long. It is a transcript of the gene vamp4, whose product is annotated as vesicle-associated membrane protein 4. The coding region runs from base 370 to 849 and encodes 159 amino acids. The record is from RefSeq and is a predicted model, not a curated record. NCBI's taxonomy places the organism in Eukaryota, Metazoa, Chordata, Actinopteri, Moronidae. Gene Ontology annotation, biological process: vesicle-mediated transport; Golgi ribbon formation. The transcript has 8 exons. Gene Ontology annotation, cellular component: membrane.